Molecule: messenger RNA, 1644 nt
Organism: Medioppia subpectinata
Lineage: Eukaryota; Metazoa; Arthropoda; Arachnida; Sarcoptiformes; Oppiidae
Source: the annotation of a GenBank genome assembly
AUGCAUACAUUUCUCAAUCAUACAAAACACAGAAUCGAUUCAUUGAUUGACGAGUUAUCGGAUUUAUUGGACACCAAAUUCAAGGCCAAUGGAAACGCUGGAAACGGUGACGAAACCAGUCUUAAGACAAGUAAUAAUAAGAUGAUUGACAGCAUAGACAUCAAUACAUUGCAGUCAUCGUUGGAGACAAUCGCCGAAAUGCUUGAACGCGAAGAUUGCGACCACUAUUUUGAGUCACUCUUUCCCAUAGACAUCAAUACAUUGCAGUCAUCGUUGGAGACAAUCGCCGAAAUGCUUGAACGCGAAGAUUGCGACCACUAUUUUGAGUCACUCUUUCCGUUGAUAUUGAAAUUGAAAACUGACAUAAACUUUGUCUAUUGGAUCAAUUCGGGUGACAAUAAACCGCUCACCACUUCUAACGUUAGUCUGAACUCAAUUUGGGAGACAAUAUGCUAUAAGAUGGAGAAAAUGAUCAUGAAUUCAGUGGUUAGAUGUGAUUACUAUGCGAAUGAGUUGGAUGUGGAAAAAAGCAAUAAGUCUGCGGACAAACAGACGCCCGACGGCGGCGGCGGAGGAGGCGAGGGGUUAGAUAUGUGGCGAUUGUUUGACACAAUAAGAGUCUGUAAACUGGAGUCAGAAUCCAUUGAAUUGAGUGAUAAACCAAUUGAUGAGUUCGUCAAGCGUUUAGUUUCAAUGAUUGUCUUUGAUCUCAGGCUCUUUAAAAACGGUUAUUUCGGGACAUUUACACUGCUAUGCGAUCAACUGGUGAUGCCAUACACUCAGGCAUUAAAAACCAGAUUCAACGCCGAGUUAUUGGCUCUCAACACCAGUGCCGAAGACCUAAUCUCAAUCAUCAAAUGUAUGCUUCAAUGGGACCGCAGUUUACGGGAAAUACGGCAAGAAUUUCCGCGUCUUAUGACCGCCGAGAGUCCCGAAAGUUCAGACAACGAGUUUGACUGGAAAUCAACUCUCGAAUCAACGAUUAAUCAAAGUAGUAAUUUAUCUGAAAAUACUGACGACAAUAAUGUGGUUAACAGUCAUUGGAUUCAAUAUAUUAGACCACAUCUGAUGGAGAAUACGUUUUGGUUGAGCGCAAAACAUAACAGUUGGACAGAGUUUGAUAGAUCCACGAUCUUAGGCACAGAACCCCGCAUUUGGUGGUACAGCGCUCUCGAGUUGAUAAUCACACCAACAAUUGACAAAUAUUUGACACAUAAUCUAAAGACUAUUAUCAAUAAAUCUGUGAUAACAUCAAUGGUUACGCCAGAGAUAAAAGAGAUUUUCACAACAAAUGCUAUGAUAUAUGAAGAUUUAAAUCAUUUGAUUGAAGAGGGAUUGGAGAUAAUGUUUACCACAAUCAGUGAUUUAAUACAAACAUUGCCCACAACUCUGAUCGUAUCACUGGAAAUGGUUAACCAAUCGGUUCCAGCGUAUGUCAAGCCAUUGUCCGCCUCUAUCACCUUAAAUUUUUUAAUAUCAUUACUAUUGAAACGAUUGAAAACCUAUGGCUUCGCCAAUAAUGACAAGCAUUUGGAGUCGAUUCGCAAGUAUUGCCAUAAACUGGACCUCAGAUUUCGGGACACUUUUGAAAGUGAGAAACAUUUCACACAUUUUAUACCCGAUAUUAAGGCCCGAAAACCCGAG